Molecule: messenger RNA, 2303 nt
Organism: Juglans microcarpa x Juglans regia
Lineage: Eukaryota; Viridiplantae; Streptophyta; Magnoliopsida; Fagales; Juglandaceae
Product: putative glucose-6-phosphate 1-epimerase
Exons: 8
Coding region: 1083-2033 (316 amino acids)
Biological process (GO): carbohydrate metabolic process
Molecular function (GO): isomerase activity; carbohydrate binding
Source: RefSeq, a predicted model, not a curated record
UGAAAAAUUUUUCUUCAAAUAUUGACCGUUUGUACAGCUUUCAUGCACCUCUCGUAUCUCCAUGCUUUUCUAUUCAGUUGCUUCUCUUGAUUUUUCCUUUCUUUUUCAUUCAGUGGCUUCUCAUUCUUCAAUGAUCUUGCCUCCUAGUCCUAACCCUUUAAUUUGUUGUUUGGGUUCAGUUUUAGUUUCAGUUACCGAACACAGAUUUUCAAAUAUUUCUGCAGAAUUUGUUUCUUGAACUUGUCAAAACGCUUGGCCAUCCGUGUAGUUAAACUUUUUUUUUUUUUUUUUUUUUUUGUGUGGGUUUCUUCUAAUUAUUGAAUGGGCAAUACUUUUCCAUCAGAUUUGAUUAUUGUAUAUAUCAAAUACCAGUUUUUGAGAGUUUUAAUGCAAAGGGAUGGUUGUGCAGAGGUCUGUCUUGGAAAGUUUCUGAACUUUAGUGGCCUGCUUGAGUUUUGGAGUCUAUUGGGGGGUUUUCUUCUCUCUUAAGACUUGUUUGGUGGUUAGAGUCAUUACAAAUAUACUUCUUCAUAGAUUUUUAGUGUUCCUAUUUUUUUUUCUCUCUCACUAUUGGUUUUUGCUAUCGAAAUACUAUUCUUUGGAAUUGGGUUUUGUUUUAGUAGAAUAACUCGGUUGUCAGGUGAAAAUAUAUUCAUGAAAGUUGUCUUCUUUGAGUAACUAUGACAAGCUUUGAGGGACUUCUUUAUGAAAUUUAGGUGUUAAACAGUUUCCGUUAUGUUUUUGGAUGAAAAUAGUUUUAUAUUCAGAUGCCAGAUGUUCCAGUUUUAGAGUUCCCGUUCGUGGAUUUUAGAUUUCACCGGCAUUUUCUUAGAAUGAGCAUCUCUGAAGGAGCUUCCAUUUUUUUGGUUAUGCUUCAAUUCAUGACAUUACAAAUUUGUCACAAGAUAGCUGUUGGGUAAGUUCAGAUGCUGAACUGCUAGUGUGACUUUGCGUUUCCUUUUCUUCGAUAGUCCAGCAUUCUUUGUGUUCAGAGAGUUUCAGAUUUAGCUUAGAAGUCUUUAGGAGCGUUCAAAUCAUUGUUGGAGAGGGAAGAAUUAGCAUUUUUUUUCCAGUUGCACAAAAUGGAGCAUUCUGCAGCGAUCUCGGAUUACAGGGCAGCAGUCGAAAUCACAAAGGACUCGAAUGGGAUCGAUCAGGUUGUGCUUCGGAACCCACAAGGGGCUUCGGCACGGGUUAGCUUGCAUGGAGGACAGGUAACUUCUUGGAGAAAUGAGCAUGGGGAAGAACUCCUUUUCACUAGUAAUAAGGCCAUUUUCAAGCCCCAAAAACCAGUGCGGGGAGGAAUACCCAUUUGUUUCCCACAGUUUGGAAACGGCGGAUCUCUAGAACAGCAUGGAUUUGCGAGAAACAAGAUUUGGAUAAUUGAUGAUAACCCUCCUCCUCUGCGCCCUAAUGAUUCCCAUGGGAAAUCUUUCGUUGACCUACUACUUAAACAAUCGGAAGAAGACCUAAAGUUCUGGCCCUAUAGCUUUGAGUUUUGUCUUAGGGUGUCUCUUGCAACAAAUGGAGAUUUGAUGCUGAUAUCACGGGUUAGGAAUGUAAAUGGCAAGCCAUUUAGUUUCUCAUUUGCCUAUCACACGUACUUGUCAGUUUCUGACAUAAGUGAAGUAAGAAUAGAAGGGCUGGAGACACUUGACUACCUAGACAAUCUUUGCCAAAGAGAACGUUUUACUGAACAAGGAGAUGCCAUAACUUUUGAAUCUGAGGUGGAUCGAGUUUAUCUUAGUUCUCCUAAUGUAAUAGCAGUCCUUGAUCAUGAAAAGAAGAGAACGUAUGUUAUAAGAAAGGACGGACUACCAGAUGCUGUGGUGUGGAACCCUUGGGAGAGAAAAUCAAGAUCAAUGGUAGAUUUUGGCGACGAGGAAUACAAACAGAUGCUUUGUGUUGACGGGGCAACAAUAGAUAAACCUGUCAUUUUGAAGCCAGGGGAGGAAUGGACAGGGCGAGUGCAGCUCUCAGUUGUGCCAUCAAGUUUCUGUAGUGACCAACUCAAUCUUCAGGAGUGGUUUUGAUGAAUGGUACAAAAUCUCAAGAGCACGAGGAUGUUACUUUAAUGUUUAAUAUAAUAUCUCAAGUUCCACGUUGAAGGAGAGGAAAUAUAGAAAAACUGUGAUUUCUCAGAGUAUGCUCAUAGGAAAAGUUAUGUUUUAAUUGAAUGGCUGCCAAAGGAACUUUGGAUAAGAAUUGCAGCAUAAUCAGUAACAUUUUCCUAAUAAUAUGAUUAAGUGUCUGCUCAAACCCCAUUGCCAAAAUAGGGAUUUGAGCAGAGCUAGGUUUCCUUC